AUGAUGAAAAUAGCACGCGAAAAGCUAGCGGCUACAUGGAUUGUAGUUAAAGGACAAAAGCGAACUGAUCAAAUCACUUACCAAACCCUAGAAAUGUAUCGACCGUUGUUCAAAUAUCUCAACGGAAAAGAUAUCGCUAAGCUAAACUUAAGUGAUACCCGAAUAUUGAGGUACAUCGGAACACACGCCGGCUUAGACAGACACCAGGUUUUUUACCACAUUCACGCCUGUGAUCCACUGCAGCGACGGUUUUAUUUGGCUAUGAUGACAAGAACUCAGGCGCUGGGCAAGGCAUAUAGCUGGAAUGCACGUGAUGUAUCGCGCUUAGGGUAUCUUCUAGCAGAAGUUGAAGGACCUGACCUAAGCGCCAUUAAUCCGGAAGCUGUUGCUGGAAUAACUGCACAUGUAACUUUUAAUGUUAUAACUUUAUUUAACAGUUAUAAAUACCAACAACUUUUAAAUAGUACUCUUUGCAAUUCAAAAAAUAAGGCACAGAUAAGGCAAAGAUCUUAA
Parnassius apollo (apollo) is the source of this 513-nucleotide messenger RNA. The record is from the annotation of a GenBank genome assembly. NCBI's taxonomy places the organism in Eukaryota, Metazoa, Arthropoda, Insecta, Lepidoptera, Papilionidae.